Messenger RNA from Vicia faba (fava bean), 1707 nucleotides. NCBI's taxonomy places the organism in Eukaryota, Viridiplantae, Streptophyta, Magnoliopsida, Fabales, Fabaceae. The record is from the annotation of a GenBank genome assembly.
AUGUUGAAUGUUCCAUUUCAAUUUCACAAGCCUGUUACUUGUCUCCUCAAACUCGGUUACUACUCUUUUCUUACUCACACAAAUCUUUGUCAUAGGAACUACCUUAGUAACACCGUUGUUUUCUUGUCACAUCAACCAAAUCAUUCUGUUACCUCAAUUCGGUCUUUAGGGUUUCAUAGUGUUGACAUUGCUCUUCCUCAACAAAAACAUGAUUAUCUUGAUGAUGUUUUUAAUGAUUUUGAUGAAGGAAGAGAGGAAUUGUGUUCAUAUUUUGUGUCAAACAAGAAAUUGUGUCCGAUGGAAGAUGAUGUUGAUGUGUCUUUUGUGAUGGAGAAUGAUUCGGAAUGUCAUGGUUCGAAAGAAUUGGGAUGUGUGAAUGAGAAUGAGGCUAUGUUUUUGGAGGAAAUGGAUGUGAAUGUUUUGUCGAAUAGGAUUGUGGAGCUUAGUAGAACUAACCAGAUUAGAGGUGCAAUGGAGUAUUUUAGGUCGAUGAAAUCAUUUGGGCUUUGUCCGAAUAUCCAUGCCUGUAAUUCUCUUUUGUCUGGUCUUCUGAGAAACGGGUCGUUUGAUGACUGCUUUAAAGUGUUUGAUUUUACGAAAGCGAAAAGGAUAACUACGGGGCAUAGUUAUAGUUUGAUUCUUAUGGCAUGUGCGAAAGCUCGAGGAUGUGAUUCGGCUGUUGAGUUUUUCAGGAAACUGGAAAGGGAUUGUGAUGUAGGGAGAGAUUUUGAUGUGGUUGUUUACAAUACCGUGAUAUCUAUUUGCAAGGAGGUUGGCAAUUGGAGCGAAAUAGAGAGGUUGUGGAGGAGUAUGAAAGAAAAUGAGUGUGCUCGAACGCUGGUUACGUAUAGGUUGUUAGUUAGUAGUUUUGUACAUUGUAACCAAAGUGAGCUAGCUCUUUAUGCUUACCAUGAAAUGGUUCAAAACAGAUUUGAACCAAACAGCAAUAUAUUAAAUUCGAUUGUUUGUGUAUGUGCUAAGGAAGGAAGGUGGGAUGAUGCAUUGAGUUUCUUCCAGAAAAUGUUGACGGGUGACUUCAAACCGAACUUAGUCGCUUGCAACGCGUUGAUUAACUCACUUGGAAGAGCAGGGGAGCUCAAACGAGCAUUUCAGGUCUACAAUACAAUGGAUUCGUUGAGCCUAAAACCAGAUGCGUAUACAUACAACGCUCUAAUGAGUUCUCUUAACAAGGCCAAUAAGCACGGCGAAGCUCUCCGGCUUUACAAGCAGAUAGAAAGAAGUCAAAUGCUUGAAUUCAAUAAACAUUUAUACAAUACUGCUUUGGUGUCUUGCUCGAAGCUUAAAUUGUGGGAUAGAGCGGUUGAACUUCUGUGGCAAAUGGAAGCUUCUGGACUGUCGGAUUUGACAGUUUCGUAUAACCUAGUGAUCCGGACUUGCGAGCUUGCAUCGAAGCCGAAAAUUGCAUGGCAGGUGUAUGAGCACAUGAUUCACCAGAAGUGCAGUCCAAACAUAUUUACUUAUCUUUCCUUAAUAAGAUGCUGCACUAGAGGAGAUCUCUAUAAAGAAUUAGAAGAAAUCUUAAAUAAGGUUGAGCCAAACAUGGCUCUUUAUAACGCCGCUGUUCAAGGGAUGUGUUUACAUGGCAAGCUUAACUUGGCAAAUGAGGUUUACACAAAAAUGCUAGACCACGGGCUAGAACCUGAUGUCAAAACACAAGUACUAAUGGAUCCGAAGAUGAGGAAAUAA